Cynoglossus semilaevis (tongue sole) is the source of this 672-nucleotide messenger RNA. RefSeq names its product small lysine rich protein 1 (gene smkr1). The transcript has 2 exons. NCBI's taxonomy places the organism in Eukaryota, Metazoa, Chordata, Actinopteri, Pleuronectiformes, Cynoglossidae. The record is from RefSeq and is a predicted model, not a curated record. The coding region runs from base 1 to 273 and encodes 90 amino acids.
AUGUCUUCCUCACAUCCAACAAAAUCUAGGAAACCAAGGUCACAUAGUUCGGGACCUAGCAAGAAGACCGGAGGCUCGAAGAGCCACAGAAAGCGAUCUUUAUCUAAGGCUACCAAAACAGAGGCCGACCUCCUCAGCACAGCUGCCCUGGAGAACGUCUACUACAUUGCUCAUAAUGCAGCAGACUGUCUGAAAUUCCGAGGCUUUGGUUGGCCGAAAGCAAGCAAGAAGAAGAAGAAAAAAAAGGGAGGCAAGCGUAAAAAGAAAAAAUAGACAAAAAACUCUUCUGACAGUGCCCUUAGAACAAACUGGAGUUAAAACAUUACUAAAUACAAGAGACAAAGAUUUACAAGUUCUUCCAUAACUUUAUUAUAAGCUUGAGAAUAAGGAGAAUAUUCAUGCAAAAUUGUGCAACACAACACAAGAGCAAAUGCCUGGUUAAGUUUUCAUUUUAAAAUAACCCCAAAAAAAGAUGAAGGAAAAAGAACGAUGGAAGUGCAAAGACCAUAGUGCACCAUAAACAAGGUGAGUCGACAUUGCCUUGUCAAAUACUAGUUACAAGGUGAUCCCUUUGGUGACAUGUAACAGAUUUAAAAUCUGUGAACAAUAUUAACUGUAUUGUACAAAAAUAGUCUAAAAUAUAUAUUUUUUGGCUUAUUUAGUGAAAGAAAA